Sclerotinia borealis F-4128 is the source of this 765-nucleotide messenger RNA. The record is from the annotation of a GenBank genome assembly. NCBI's taxonomy places the organism in Eukaryota, Fungi, Ascomycota, Leotiomycetes, Helotiales, Sclerotiniaceae.
AUGGAUGAUAUCGAUCUUGAGGAUGAUAACGCCGCGAUGGCAGCCAUGAUGGGUUUCUCUGGGUUUGGACAAAACCCGCUCACCAAAAAACGCAAAUUCAAUGCCGCGACCGAUGCAUUUGUCGAAGGCGCAGAGAUGGAGAAGAUUGACCGGGGAGGGAAGAAGGGACAGGGGAGCGGUGGGAAUCAGAUUCCAUUGGGGAAGAUGAGGGUUUUGGGAGAAAAAGCUGUGGAGUCGAGGAAUGAGGAGGAGAUUGAUUUGGGGGACGAUGAGGAAGGAGAUCAAGCUGGAGAGGAUGAGGGACCGAGAUAUUUGGAUACGAGUGCGCCGCCUCCGAUAUUCGAUGAGGCUGGAGCAGGGGAACCUGUAGUGGGUCAAGUGGAAGCAUCGGAGGAUCCAGCGAUACUGGAGCAGAGACGGAAAGCACAGGAGCAAAUCGAUGCGAUUCUUGCUGCUGCGCCUGCCGGUGAGUCGGCAGAUACAAAUACAAAUACAUUGCAAGCAGUGCCGGCACGAUUGCAUGGGCUUCCGGAAAGACCAGUACAUAAUAAUAUGGGAUUUACGGGAGGUAGGGGUGGUGGAAGCGGUAGGGGAGCAAGAAAUGCAGGAAAUGAUGCAGGGAGCAUGGCCAGUUCAAGACAUAGUGGAAGGGGAUCAUUCAAUAAGACAUGGUAUGAAGGGUAUUAUGAUCGAAGUUUCAAUGAGAAUCCAUGGGCAAAAUUGGAACAGGAGAGGGGACUGGAAAUCAAGGGCAGCUGGGUCUAG